This is a messenger RNA of Brienomyrus brachyistius, 1131 nucleotides long. RefSeq lists its product as uncharacterized. The record is from RefSeq and is a predicted model, not a curated record. The transcript has 2 exons. The coding region runs from base 1 to 672 and encodes 223 amino acids. Lineage: Eukaryota; Metazoa; Chordata; Actinopteri; Osteoglossiformes; Mormyridae.
AUGGCUGUCUGCAAAUGCACAGGGCACGCUCGACUGCAGAUACAGACACGGCUGUCUGCAAUUCCAAGGGGCACGCUCGACAGCGGGUACAGGCACGACUGUCUGCAAUUCCAAGGGGCACGCUCGACAGCGGGUACAGGCAAGACUGUCUGCAAUUCCAAGGGGCACGCUCGACAGCGGGUACAGGCACGACUGUCUGCAAUUCCAAGGGGCACGCUCGACAGCGGGUACAGGCACGACUGUCUGCAAUUCCAAGGGGCACGCUCGACAGCGGGUACAGGCAUGGCUGUCUGCAAUUCCAAGGGGCACGCUCCACAGCGGGUACAGGCAUGGCUGUCUGCAAAUGCACGGGGCACGCUCGACUGCAGGUACAGGCACGGCUGUCUGCAAUUCCAAGGGGCACGCUCCACAGCGGGUACAGGCAUGGCUGUCUGCAAAUGCACGGGGCACGCUCGACUGCAGGUACAGGCACGGCUGUCUGCAAUUCCAAGGGGCACGCUCCACAGCGGGUACAGGCAUGGCUGUCUGCAAAUGCACGGGGCACGCUCGACUGCAGGUACAGGCACGGCUGUCUGCAAUUCCAAGGGGCACGCUCCACAGCGGGUACAGGCAUGGCUGUCUGCAAAUGCACGGGGCACGCUCGACUGCAGGAGGAAACCCACGUGGACAUAGAGAGAUGAUAUAAACUCCACGUUCACAGAACCGAAGCCAAGAGUUGAACCCAGGGCCCUGCAGCGCUCACUACUGAUUCACUGUUCCACAAUAAUGGACCCAUUUUCAAAGUGCUUAUCCAGUACAGGGUUAUGGCGAAUCUUAGGUGCUUUUACUCUGUCGGAACUUAUUUCAGGAACCAGAAAAUUUUUUCGGAACCAGGGACUUGUCGUGUUCACAUUGUAGGAACUCAGUCCAAUUGUAGUUCCUCAGAGACAGUUCCAGAACCCUUUUUUAGUCCCUACGCCAGACUAGGUACUUCUUGUUCAAACACAAACUACUGGGGAGGCACUCACAGUGAUAGCUUGCUAACUGGUUGACUACAAACACCAGUGCUAACUUGCAAGCAGAAGUGCAGGAAAAGACAGCGAAAAUUAAACAAAUAAUUGUACCCCAAUUACGUUUAAUGCAUUAAUUAAU